GACUUGAAUAUGACUGACAAGAAUAGCAAAGCCAAUAACAGAAUGGAUCCUUCCAUUCACAUGUCCUUCAUUGCAUUAUCAUUGCCUUGUGUUACUUUAACAACCUUUUCACAACAAAACAAACAGGUUGGCAAGUUGCGCUCCAGCUUAGUUUCAAAGAGUGUAUUGAUUCCCAGCAGAUGCAAACUCGAUGCUUUCAGAAUACGUCACGGACACAGACCAUCACCUCUUUGGUUGACUUGUCAAGAUUCAAACUCAUCUUCCAAUUGGAGUACACACAAGUUGAGAACUUGGAGUCGCAUUGUUCUAGGGGUUGCUAUACUUUAUGCUAUAGAUAGAUGUUUUGCUUUUACUUUGAAUCGCUUUGCAGUAAACUUCCCCAGUUCGUUGGCUGGAAUGUUGACUAUUUUUAUCCUGUUAUUGGCUUUUCAGAAUAAGAAGUUGGGAUCUCUUUCUAUCAGUCAACAUAUAUUUGAUGGGUUUCUUCCUUCUGUUCAGUUUCUAUCCAGAUGGUUGGCAGUAUUUUUUGUGCCAAACUUGGUCAUGUUACCUCUCUUUCCUGUGAAGGAUCCCUUGGAACUGACGAAAAUGGGUGUCUUAAUUGUCAUUUGUCUAGUCGCCACAUUACUCUUUACAGCAUUUCUUUCUUCAUUUCUAGGUAGGAAAGAGAGUCAGUGGAAGAAGUUGUCUGUUCAGUCUUCAGUUACUUCACUGAAGACCUAUACGAGUCCUCCAAGUGUUUUUAUUAUCUCUUUUUGGAGUUUAAUUAGUAUCUCGAGUGCCAUUGGAUUGUAUUAUCAGAAACGACUAUCUUAUGCAUUCUUUUAUUUGUAUUCUUUAUCGACCACUUUAUCCGGUUUUUGUUUAGGACAGUGGAUUCCAGUUGAGAUGAAAAAGUUUAUCCAUCCUAUCACAUUUUGUACUCUUUUUGCUAUGUUGAGUUUAUUUCUGAUUGCAAAGUGGAUUGCGAUACCUUUUCAUGUUACGCUGAACACUUAUUUAAGAAGAGGAGUUGGAUUGUGGAAGGGAGGUGCUGGCAGUUUAUUAUUGACAUUCUUAUCACCUGCAGUUGUAUCGUUUGCCUUUCAAAUGUAUUCCAGAAAAAAAUUUUUGCAACAAUAUAUGUUUACCUUGUUAUCCAGUUGUACACUUGCUUCAUUGUUCGGACUCUUUAGUACUGCGUAUGUGGCAAAGUUGUUGCAACUUUCUCCCAUUACUCGUGUUUCCUUGAUUCCUCGUUCCAUUACAGUGCCUUUAGCAGUUGCCAUAUCUUCCAUGUUGAAUGGCGAUAUCUCAUUGACUUCUACAGCAGUAGCAGUAACUGGAAUGAUAGGUGCCAAUAUAAACAAGGAAUUGUUAUCUUUGUUAGGUAUCCAUCAAUCUGUUGCUAGAGGAAUAUCUACCGGCGCAAGUGCUCAUGGCUUAGGUACGGCUGCAAUGGCAGAAGAACCUGAAGCAUUUCCUUUUGCUGCCAUAUCGAUGACUUUGGUUGCAACUAUAUCCACUAUUUUGACUAGUUUUCCUUUGAUUCGUCGUUGGUUAUUAUGGGUGGCAGGAAUAUAAAGUGAUCCAAAUACAACAACUUGAA
Molecule: messenger RNA, 1588 nt
Organism: Galdieria sulphuraria
Lineage: Eukaryota; Rhodophyta; Bangiophyceae; Galdieriales; Galdieriaceae
Exons: 4
Coding region: 10-1563 (517 amino acids)
Source: RefSeq, a predicted model, not a curated record